Medioppia subpectinata is the source of this 2319-nucleotide messenger RNA. The record is from the annotation of a GenBank genome assembly. NCBI's taxonomy places the organism in Eukaryota, Metazoa, Arthropoda, Arachnida, Sarcoptiformes, Oppiidae.
AUGGCUCACAAGAGUACUCUCAAGAGGAAGAGUUACGCUGACUUCGGGAACACAUCCGAAGAUGGCGUGAAGAUUAAGACCGAAGACAACACCGCUUUUGCCGCACAUAAGGCGUCGCCGAAGAAGAAGAAAUACGCCAACUCUGGGAACUCAUCUGCAGAUGGAGUGAAGGUUAAGACCGAAGACAAUACCACUUUCGAUGCGUACAAGUCUUCGCCGAAGAAGAAGAAUUAUUUCGGACAGACAUCGAAACGGAUUGACGACAACGACAAUGACGUGAAACCGGUUCCCAAAGACAAUAAUAUCGGACGACUGCUGAUGAGUAAAAUGGGUUACAGAGAGGGACAGGGAUUGGGAAAAGACAGUCAGGGAAACGUGGAUGUGAUCGCAGACCUUAGCGGCGAAGAGUUACGAAGAGCUCGUUCCACAUCUAAUCCAUUCGAGACCAUUGAAAAGGGAAUGUUUCAGAACAGGGCUGCCAUGAAGAUGGCUAAUAUGGACGCUGUGUUCGGCUUUAUGUUCACCGAACCGACGGACGAGUCGAGCAAACCGCUGGUCAAACAGAACGAGUUGUUGUAUUUCGCGGACAUCUGUUCGGGUCCGGGAGGCUUCUCGGAGUACGUCCUCUGGCGUAAGGGCUGGACUGCGAAGGGCUUCGGUCUGACACUCAAAGGCGCCAAUGAUUUCAAAUUAGACGAGUUUUUCGCCGGUUCUGCCGAAACGUUUGAACCGCAUUACGGAGACAAAGGCCUCAAUGGAAACGGAGAUAUCUAUGAACCGCAAAAUCUGAUUGCAUUCCGCGAUUUCGUGCUCAACAACUCCGACAAAGGCGUGCACUUUGUUAUGGCCGACGGGGGCUUCUCUGUGGAGGGCGACGAGAAUAACCAGGAGAUCCUCUCCAAGAGGUUAUAUUUGUGUCAAUUCCUCUGCUCUUUAGCCCUCUUGAAAACAAACGGCAGUUUUGUUUGCAAAUUGUUUGAUAUCUUUACGCCAUUCUCUGUGGGCUUAAUAUAUCUGAUGUAUAGAGUGUUCAAAAAGGUGUGCAUUCAUAAGCCCAACAGCAGUCGUCCCGCAAAUUCUGAACGUUAUAUCAUCUGUAAGUGGAAAAAGUGCGGCACAGAAGCCAUCGAACAUUACUUAUUCAAACUCAACUGUCAUUUGGAUUAUCUUUCCAAAGAGAAUACCGGCGAAGACAUCAUAGAAGUGGUUCCGUCGGAUGUGUUGAUGGCUGACGAGAAAUUCUGUCAAUACAUGACAGAGUCAAACAACUAUAUAGGAAAGCGUCAAAUAGUGUUCCUCUCCAAAGUGAAAGCGUUUGCAGAGAAUCCACAGUUAGAUCUCAAUCAACCGGAGCUCAGGAAAGAGUGUCUCAAAUACUGGAAAGUCGAUGUGAAGACAAGAGUCGCUCCCUUUAGAGGCGAGGCAUCGCAUCGCUUCCAAGAACUCAUUUCAAAGCCAAAUGAAACGAAAGACUAUUUCGCGUAUAAACCAAAACUCUUAGAAGAAGACAACGUCCAAGAAUUGGAUCACAUUCUGGGCUUUAAAUGCAUGAUUUUAGGCGCAGACAACGACUGCAACAGCAGUGGCGCCAACUCUUUCACGAGUGUUCGCGGAUUCUUCAUGGGUUUGGGCCGAACACACAUUUACUACUGGGACGGCUCGUCGUCCUCCAAAUGGAUCAAAUUUGAGGCCAAGUUUGAACUCUCGCCGUCGACUCUACUCUACGGAGAAUACGUUCAAGAAUUGAAAGGCGAGGGAAAGGCUCAGCGAAGGAUCGCUGCCUUCCAUAUAAUCGAUCCGCUAUUCAUCGGCGGAACUGAUGUGCGGAACAAGUGCUUCGAAGAGCGCGUAUCGUUGGCCACAAAGUUUGCCAAAGCGGUGAAUAAGAGUAGUCAACCGGAAUACGCGGCCGUUCGCAUGAAACGGGUGUACGAUUUGCAGCGCAUUCACCAAAUAUUCCUUCACAUGGAUAUGAAAGAGUGCAAAAGUGGUGCCCAAAAGGUUCGGCUCUGCUAUGAGCUCAAUAGUGACGAACGCUUUAUAAUACCGUUCGGUCUGUUAAUCGUGAAUACAGUGAAACAGCCGUGGAUUGUGAGGUGGAGUCGAAGUCAAGGCAAACCCUAUUAUUUCAACCUCAAGACCGGUUCCUCUUUAUUUGACUUUCCGGCCGACAGUUUAGCAGAUUUUCGGUACACUUUCUCGAACCGAAUGCUCUGGAAAUGGGAAUCAGACAAGUAUUUGAUGGAAGAAGAGGUCGAUUCCGACAACAAAUUAAGUCGACAUCUAAUCGAGAGUUUUGUCAACAAAAGAAAGCCAUAG